GGAUUCCCCGUGACGCAGCGCUGAUCGCUCUUCGCCAUUUUGGUAAUUGGCCGCGUACUCUACAAACUCUUCUUUCUAAUCUAUUCCAAACUCUGACAGUUCACUGGUGGUCAUUGUUAUCAUCAUCAUGGAGACAUCCAAAUGCUGAGAUGUUGAUCAAGUGUUCAGAAUCAGUCGUUAACUUAAACAACAAGAUCUACUGGCAUGACUGGUAAUCUAAUCGAGUUCUGAAUUGGACAUCUUUCGCCAAGUUCAUCACGAAUCACGUCAGGUUGAUGUUGGCCUACGACUGGGCCUGGGAAGAAUGAUCAGAUAAUACUGCAGCUGCAGGUCAUGCAGAAUUUGUGUGGGUAGACCUAUUGAAUGAGAAUGGAAAUGGAAAAGAAAGAUAGAAGUUCUGUCACCGAAGAAGAAUUUUUGAGAUUGGCCCAGCUCAUCCCACCGAGGUACUAUUCAGAUUUAGGGAUACAUUUGGGAAUCUCAUCUGCUGAACUUGAUCAUAUCAUUGUCCAACAUUCAUCGAAUUACAAGGAUGCAUUGAUGACAAUGUUCACACGGUGGAGAGAUGAACAACAUCCAGAUGAAGAUAUCAGAGCUCUUCUUGCAGAAGGAUUAGAAAAGAGUGACUUAGGGGGAUUGUCCAAAGAACUUCUAGCUGGGAAUCUAAUCCAGAAAACAACAGAUGUCAGACAAACAACUGCAACAACUUCAAGAGCAUCAACUUCAACAGGAGCAGUAGACAUGUCAGCAUUACCACAUACCGUCAGUGAGAAAGAACUUUUGAUGUUGUCAAUGGAAAUUGGACCUACUUACUACAAGAGGAUUGGCGUUAACCUGAAUAUCUCGUUUGUGACUCUUGAUAAAAUAAAGAAAGACACACAAGAUACUACUGAUGCAUUGAUGACAGUAUUCACAAGAUGGAGGGAUAAACAGCUUCCAGACACAAACAUCAGGGCUCAUCUUGCAGAGGCUUUACAAGAGAGUGGUCUAGUGUCGCUGUCUCAGAAACUGAUUCCUAUAGAUCUAUUAGGGACAGGUGCAUCAAUGCCAGCAUCACAGACCCAACCACUCACUCCUGACCUGGUUGAAAGAUGUAGAAAGGAGCUUCAAUCCCAUUACAGAAGAUAUUUCUGUAAGAUUAGAGCUGAUAGUCUUAAUCCACGUUCCCUUUUGCCAUGUGAAGACAUAUAUACACACCUUGUUUUGGAAGAAAAAGAUUAUCGCAAUAAGAAGCGAUCACUCGAAUAUAAGGACCUCUUCAAACUUGAAAUUAAUGGAGAGUUUCCAAAUCGGAUCAUCAUUCAGGGAGAUGCAGGGGCUGGAAAGACGACACUCUGCGCAAAGAUUGCAUGGGACUGGAUAAACGAUAGUCCUGAUGUUCCUAAGUUUGUAUGGGUACUUGUAAUCCCUCUUCGUGAAGUCAAGCGAUACACAAUUGGUCAGAUAGUCAAGUCUUAUCUCUCAAAGGAUAACCCAGCAACAGCCUGUCAGAUCACCGAGUACAUCCGUUCAAAUCCAGAAAAGGUAUUCAUUGCCUGUGAUGGUUUAGAUGAGUUUAGUGGCAAGGUUGUACAGCACUCUGAAACCAAACAAGAAUUAGCAGGUGCUCAGCCAGAAUCUAAUGAUCAACCAGAUUCAAGACCAAAAUCAAAGCGACGAAAGUUAAUGGGGCAUAUGUCCUCAGGUACACCAAUUGCCCCAUUGAUGCCAAGAGGCAGCAUCUCAGAUGCAAGUGAAAGCACUACUGAAGAAGAUGAUAUCUCUCUAGUACAUAUCCUUCGUUCAGAUGAACUUAGCAAUUGCCCAGUGAUGGUGACCAGUCGUCCAUGGAAGGCCAAUGAGAUAAAGUGGGAUCUCAAUCUAAUGAAACUGUAUGCUUUCAUUCAUGUGGAAGGCUUUAGUAAGAAGAAUGUGGAGGUUUACAUUCACAAGUACUUUAAAGACAAUACAGUCACAGCAGAUCAGCUUAUUCAAAUGAUCAAAGAGAAUGAUAUCAUAUCAGAGUAUAUGGCACCCUAUCCUAUCUAUAUAUCUAUGCUCUGUCUUAUGUGGAGAGGACUUGAUGACAAAAAGAAAGAAUUGUUUAAAACCAUUCGAACAUUCUCUCAAUUAUUUCAUGAGAUGUUUGAAUUCUUAAACGUGCAUUAUGUCCAAAAAGAGAUCCAAGAUCUAAGGAGUCCAUCAUUUAAUGACCAUCGCUCUAAAAUUGAAAAACUCAUGGAACCCGUUGCCAAAUUGGCAUUUGCUGGACUGCAAUCGAACAACCUUAUUUUCAAUGAAGAAGAUCUUGAACAGUACUCAGACUCUGUGGAAACAGCAUGCAAAGUAGGGGUGUUGUCACAGGAGAAUAAGCUCUCAUCCAUUCAUGAUAAGAGCAGACCGUUCCUGCAGUCAACAUUCUUCUUUCCUCAUAAACUAUUCCAGGAGUACAUGGCUGCAGUCUAUCUUGCUUCUCUCUAUGAUUCAGAUCGCAAUGAAUUUAAGAGGCUGAUUGAGGAAGUAGUGAUCCCUAGGAAGGAAGAGUUUAGGUAUCUCCUGUACUUCACUGUGUCUCAGAACAAAAACAUUGCCAAGUAUACCACAAAAUGUCUGUUACAAGAGUACACCCAAAGCCAAGAAGAUGAUGAGAAGGAGAAGAAGAUGAAUUUCUUGGUUGAUGUAGCUUUUGAGAGUCAGGAUGAAGAUACCAACGCCAUGCUUCGGAAUUCAGUAUCAUCUCUGUCUAUUAGUGUUGAAGACACACACACUAUAGCUGGUUAUGCAUUCACUGAGAUAUAUUCAAAGGCGAUCAAUAUGAGUGUUGGUGUUAUUGGACCUCCAUGUAGCUACGGACCAGGUAUAUCAAAUGAGGUUGCAGUGAUGAUAUGCUCAGCACCAUCACUAAGGGAUGUUAAACUGAAGGCAAGCUUUCACCCUACCUUCUAUGAAACUCUUGCCAGAGAAGGAAGGACAGCCAGAGUCCAUACUCUUGAGAUUGGGAAUUAUAAGCCUCUAUCAUCAGCCUCUUCACAUCACCUUGUAGAAGGUUUAUGCUCCCUACCUAACCUGACUAACCUGAAACUAAAUAGAGUUUGUGACCAGGAGGAGUUCUGUUCUCAUCUGAAUGAGAAGGCUUCAAACUUGAAGGUCCAUACUCUUCAGAUUGUGAAUAAUAAGCCUCUAUCAUCAGCCUCUUCACAUCACCUAGCACAAGCGUUAUGCUCCCUACCUAACCUGACUAACCUGGAACUAUAUGGAGUUUUUGACCAGGAGUUCUAUUCUCAUCUGAAUGAGAAGGCUUCAACCUUGAAGGUCCAUACUCUUGAGAUUGAGAAUAAUAAGCCUCUAUCAUCAGCCUCUUCACAUCACCUAGUAGGAGCUUUAUGCUCCCUACCUAACCUGACUAACCUGAUACUACGAGGAGUUUGUGACCAGGAGUUCUAUUCUCAUCUGAAUGAGAAGGCUUCAACCUUGAAGGGUUCAUUCCCUCAGAUCAGCAAAGGAAAUUUCAUGUUCAAUGAAAAGCCUCAGAAGGAUCUUCAAUCAUUCUUACAAGCAGUCAGUGACUUGAUAAGACGAAAUUGAAACUUCUUCUGAGUCUUCCUCAGACGAAUAUUUUGAUGCAUGAUGUGACUCUGCAACAAUUACAGUCAGGAUCUAUACAAUGGCAAUCCACAACCAUCUAAUUGAUCUCCAUGACGCGGUCAUAUCCUACAAUGGUUUGUUUCAGAGCUGUGAUAUGUAUGAACCUAUUUCAUUUUUAAUUCUUUGAAUAUUAUUAUGAUGUGAAACCAAUUUUCACCAGAGGCAAAUAUGAAUCAUAAUUUUAAUCCAAAAAUGACUGAUGAGCUCUUUUCAUCUGACUUUUAAAGUGAUAUUUAAGCAUCAGAAAUAGGCCUGGGACGAAUGUCAAUUUUACCAUUUGAUUAGUUCCUAAAAAAACAAUUGAAUCAUUCAAUCAAUCGAUGUUUACUCCCAGGCCUAUUUAGAAGUAUCACAACUAAUGAUUUCGUGCAAUUCAGGUUAAGAGAAUUAAAUAUACAUGUAGGCCUAAAGAUUAUGCCAGCGUCACUUGGGUGAUUUUAACAUGAAUUUACCCUUUUUAUGAUUUCAUAAAUAUCAAUUUAAAGUAUUUUGACCAUGGUAUUCCAUAUUUUCACAUUAUUCUGAACCAAAAUCAAUGUUUAAUCUGUCAAUGCAUUAUCACGGUAAACUCUUCUAACAAUGCUUUAUACAACCUGGAAUUCUGUUAUUACCUUCAAUUCUUUUAUCUUUAUCAUACAGAAGAAAGUCACUCCUUUAAUUCUAUUUUUUAACCACAGUGAAAAUCGUAGGAAUUACAAUUCAUAAUGAUUUAAAGUGAAAUGCUCGUUUAACCGAACUAAUGAAAAAAAGCAAUAAAAAGUUAUUCAUGUUAAGAAGAUUGAAAGCUUACAAUGAACCUGAAUGUGAUUUGUUAACAGUAUAUAUAGGGUAUGUAAGACCAGUCCUAGAGUAUUGUGUACCUAUAUUCGCUGCUUCUCUUACUUUGAAACAGAUAAAAGUUACUGAAACUGUCCAGAAAAGAUCAUGCAAGAUAAUAUUGGGAACCAAGUAUCUAUCAUAUAUAUGACAUUGUUUCAAAUACCUCACAUUUGACAU
This is a messenger RNA of Lytechinus variegatus (green sea urchin), 4620 nucleotides long. RefSeq lists its product as uncharacterized. The record is from RefSeq and is a predicted model, not a curated record. Lineage: Eukaryota; Metazoa; Echinodermata; Echinoidea; Temnopleuroida; Toxopneustidae. Gene Ontology annotation, molecular function: protein binding. The transcript is spliced from 12 exons. Gene Ontology annotation, biological process: signal transduction. Bases 364 to 3564 code for a protein of 1066 amino acids.